GCCUCUCUCCCUCUCUCUCCCAAAGCAGGAAACCUCACUUUAGGAGGAGGUCGCGUCCGAGCUUCGUGCAACAAAGGACGUUGUUGCUGAGGCCGGACCACACACGGGUUUUUUUUGCGUGACUUCGAGUUUCCUGUGUUCACAUUUUAUUUGCUGCUGGUGCUGCCCGCUGCUGUUGUUGGUGUAUUGUGAAUUUCAGCUGAUAGCCUCCUAGUUUUUUUUUUGUAGCGCCUGCCGCGUCCAUCCAAUAUAUGUCAAGUAACGUGAUGUUUGGGUGGGGGGGGGGUCGGUGGGUGGUGCCACAGCGCGACCGAGCUGCGGAUUGCACAAUAAACGGUGGCUCGGGGCGUAUUGAGGGACACUUAUAAGCGUGAGUUGAGUCGCGCGCUCGUCAUUCGUAGGCGUUCACAGCAGCGGCGGCGGUUCGCACGUUUUGAUGCAGCAAAACGACAAAAAAAACCGAGCCGAGGUUCAUUCAUUCACGCGGUUUCUUUUUUUUCCGUGUGUGUGUUAUCAAACGGACGGUAGCAAAAAAAGGUCGCUCUUGCACCUCAACCAGAAAGGGAUUUUGUUAUUUUAAUUGUCUAAACGCGAUCUGGAUCGGAACAACAGCAAAACAAAGUCGGCAGAGUCUCGCCACCGCAGAAACUCGGCAGUGAGUUUCAUCAUCCGAGCUGUUGUGUAUGAAGCUUCCCAGCAAUGGACAAGAGUAAAGGACACAAGGUGAAGAAGCGGCCUCCGCUCACCAUCACCAAGGAGGUGUUCGCGCCCACGCCACCCACGACGCCACCAAGAGAUCUGGAUUCAAAGGCAUGCAUCACUAUUGGAGACAAGAACUUUGAGGUGAAGGCCGAUGACCUGGAGACCCUGAGCGAGCUGGGCCGCGGCGCGUACGGCGUCGUGGAGAAGAUGCGGCACGCACCCAGCGAGACCAUCAUGGCCGUCAAGCGCAUACGUGCCACGGUGAACUCGCAGGAGCAGAAGCGCCUGCUCAUGGACCUGGACAUCUCGAUGCGCACCGUCGACUGCCCCUACACCGUCACGUUCUACGGAGCGCUUUUCCGCGAGGGCGACGUGUGGAUCUGCAUGGAGCUGCUGGACACGUCUCUGGACAAGUUCUACAAGAAGGUGAUCGAGAAGAAGCAGACGAUCCCCGAGGACAUCCUGGGCAAAAUCUCCGUCUCCAUCGUGAAGGCUUUGGAGCACUUGCACAGGAAGCUGUCCGUGAUUCACAGAGAUGUGAAACCUUCAAACGUGCUCAUCAACACGCAGGGUCACGUGAAGAUGUGCGACUUCGGAAUCAGUGGCUACCUGGUCGACUCCGUGGCGAAGACGAUGGAUGCUGGUUGCAAGCCCUACAUGGCACCGGAGAGGAUUAACCCUGACUUGAGCCAGAAAGGUUACAAUGUCAAGUCCGACAUCUGGAGUCUGGGCAUCACCAUGAUCGAGCUGGCCAUCCUCAAGUUCCCGUACGAGUCGUGGGGGACGCCCUUCCAGCAGCUCAAGCAGGUGGUGGACGAGCCGUCGCCGCAGCUCCCCGCCGACCGUUUCUCCCCGGAGUUUGUGCAGUUUGCGGCGCAUUGCCUGAAGAAGAACCCCAAGGACAGGCCAACUUACGCCGAGCUGAUGGAGCACCCGUUUUUCAAGAUGCACGACAGCAAGGAGACGGACGUGGCCACGUUCGUGAAGCAGAUUCUGGUGGAGUCGUCGCAGUGAAGGGGAGAGAGAGCCCCGCAUGACCUCGACCGCGACGGAAACACAACCCCCCCCCCUCCCCCACACCGCCCCCACCCCCGCAGGAGGGUGCGACGUGUGCAGGAUUUUAAAAAAUUCGUUUGUAAAAAUGUAACCUGUUCAAAUAACAGCCGGCUCUCUCAAACGGCUGCUCGGAGAAAGAAAAAUCUAUAUGCGAGCGUCGGUGAGCAAAAUAUUUUUUUGGUUUGCGGGAGUUUGAAGCCUACGGCGUUUUCGUGAGCGGAUUUUCGGCGGAGUUCCUCCCCGUGAUCCUCGAAUCCUCAAGCGCGGCCCUCCCGCAUGGCGGCCAGCGCACCGCACGCUGCCGUCACCGGUUCGGCGCCGUCGAGCGGUUUGCGAUUUUGUUGCUGCUGCUGCUGCUGCUGUUGUUUGGUUUCGAGAAUCCUUAAAGUGACCGGAACGCGCGACAGUCCGCCCACCCCCCCAAGAGCAUGGGCCGCUGCAAGGGGGUCAGCCGCGGUUCACAGUGGUGCGACGAUGAGCAGCCACGAGCAGCGACGAGCAGCCACGAGCAGCGACGGUUGUGAUUCACAGACCGUUAAAUCUCCCGGCGCUGCCGCGUCGGCAGCCCGCGUCUAAAACGACGGGCGCAGUCAAAUCCGUUGUUGUUGUUGUUGUCGUUGUUUUGCAUUACUUACAAAGUGCGUUCGGCUGUUUGUUGUUGUGUUUUUUUGUAUCGACCUCGCCCUAAAACGCGACGCGGCGUACUGCGGUUAAGAUGAGUCCCUUCUUUAGAGGCGGGGGGCGGGGGGGGGGGGGGGCAUCGAGCGGAGGGUUGUAACAAAGCGACGGUGACGGUUUCCGUCUGCCCGCCCUCUGGAACCUCCAAAGAUUGGUGGUCCUGCGGGAGCCACUGGGGUCCUGCAGCAGUCUCUGUGGCCUUCACACUCGUCAGAAUUUACACCACGAGCAGUAGCGGGGGGGGAGGGGGGUGGGAGAGGGGGCCGGGGGGGGAAACGAUAUGAAGCAGAAUGAUCCGUGAUGGUGAUGAGGAUGAUGAUGUUUGUUGAUUUGUGAGUGGCUGUGCGUGGUGUGUGCAUCGAUGAACAGUUUUAGUCAAAUUGUUAUUUUCGUGUCUUAAGUAACUUUUAAUAAGUAUUACAUGGUUAUUAUAGUGUACGUAUUUUUGUGUGUUUGAUGGUGGAUUUGAUUUGGUUUACUUCGUGUUGCCAGAGUGUGUAGUGAGUAAGCCCCUUCACCACCCACCAUUUAUAGAAAUGAGGCACAAUAUACUGACUUUUGUUUUACAAAGGACCCUGUAAAUGUCACGCUUCUUUUGAGUGUGUUUGCGGGUAGAGCUUAAAACAACAUUUAUGGUUUGGCAUUUGGUGGAAUUAUGGGCCGAUUGGUCACUGCGGAGGCUUCUUUGACGUGUUUUCGAUCUGAUUUAAAUUCUGGUUGCUCAGGGGCUGAUACACGAGGCCACCGCCUUUUGUACUGUGUGGUUUAAAAAGCCACUGACGAUGCUUCUGUACAUAUGUUGACAUUUUUUUUCGCACCACACACAGCCAACCGUGCAAAAUCGCAGGUGCGGGACGAAGGACAACAAACUGAACACAAAAAAAAACACUUCUAAAGAAACGGGUUUUCAAUUUGGAUUUAACAGUGCGUAGCUCCAGUGGCUUCCUAAUAUCAGAAGGAAGAGGCGUUCCAGACGGCCGCACAAGGCGCAUCUGAAAACGCCGCGCGAUGCGGUGACCGUCUUUGUUUGACGGCCAGAAUGCCGCUGCCGCUGCUGCUAAGAUGACGGGAGUUUUGCGUGAUGGCUUCAUGCUCCCGCGACGGUGCACGGACGCGGUGAAAUUCUGAAUUCCUUUCGCUUGCGCGUGCUCCCGGCGCACUGUUCCCUCCUCGCGGGACUUUCUGUGAACACGCGGUCACGGUGGCGAAAUUCUGAAGAAGAAGAAGAAGGAGGAGGAGGAGAAAAAAUAAGAGAGCGGCAGCCGCCGAGAUAAAAACGGCAUGUCCGUUGAAUUAACAGAAAAAAAAAUCUCUUCACGGUGCACUCAAAUUCUUUUAAUACCGCUCAAGAUCACGCCACGCUCUUUGGUUUAUUAUAAAGAGGGCCGGCCUAAGGAUGGCUGAGGCACAACGUUGCGUGCACUGUGUGUGUGGGGGGGGGGGCUUGCAUUCGUCUUGUCGGAACGAGUUCAUCAGGUCAGGACGUAGCCGUGCCGGCUGAGACUCUGGGCCUCGGCUGCGGCCAAGCGAGAAGACGUUUUUUUAUUUUAUUUAAUGAAGCAACGUGCCUUUUUUGUUCUAGUUGUUGCUCACCAUAUCCACAUAUCCCGGUAGACAAUCAUGCGAUGUACUUGUUGUUGUUGUUGUUUGUUUUUCAUCGAGGGGGCGGCUCCAAGAGCCCCUCUCUGCCAGGGGCCCGACCUGUUUCCACGACCAACUCGGACGUGGCCCUUGCAAGUGAUUACACUCUCGGAAGCCACGGCGUCAAAUCUGUUUUUUUUUUCCCUUCUCCUUUCGCAUCAACAACUCGGCUCACGUGAUUCUCAACGCGCGUACUCCACCUACGGUUGCCAUCCAAAGUUUUUUAGUUUGUUAAUUGAGCGCCUUGAUUGAAGACUGGUUUUAUUUAAUUGAUAAAGUAGUGCCUUUUAAGUCGGCCUCGAUAGUGGCAGUGUGCAGAAUUUUGCUCCUCUCCCCCCCCCCUUUUUUUACCGCCUCGACGUUUGCAAUCCGAGAGACGGCGAGCGGCGUCGCUUCUCUCUCGCGUCUCCCCGCUCUGCUUCAGUUACAACAAAAACAAACAAAACAAACUUUCUUAAUUCGCUGCCAGAGAAUGUUUCGCGUUUGUAAUUUGGGCGUGGGACUUGAAGCUCGGUUUUCUGCUGUCAUUCCGCGGGGGGGGGGGGGGUGUUGGAUGCUGCAGGGUAUUUAACAUCCAUGUUGUCAUCUGGAACAAUCACCUCGGCGUGCUAUCACUGUGCUGCAGUGGCGGCUGUUUCAACUUGAACGGUCAUCCCCCAUGCACAGAGAGGCGCUCUCAGGGAGGAGCGAACUCACCACUUGGCCGUCCGGCGUUGGAAUUCACUUCCAGCGCUCCUCCAGCCAGUCAUUUCUCUCUUGCCAACGCUUCGCUUUUCUUCCCUCUGCCCUCUGGGUUCAGCCGCAUACUCUCCCAGUGACCCCUGCAUGCUCCGCUGAGCACGCGAAAGCAGGAAAUAGCUCCGUGCUGAAGACUUGUCGGCCUCAUUCGUGGCGCAUAACGUACGGGUGUAUUUUUUAUCUUCUUUCGCACCGUACGUAGUCAACCGUGCCGAUCGGAGGUGCGGGGGAAGGACAACAAGCUAAACACAAAAAGCAACUCUGAAGAAAUGAGUUUUCAGUCUCGAUUUAAUAGUGCAUAGCUCCAAUGUCUCCCUAACAUCGGAGGGAACAGCGUUCCAGACGGCCGCAGAAGCGCACGUGCAAGCGUGUGGUGCGGUGACCGCCUUUGUUCAAUGGUUAGCCAAAGGCCGCUGUGAGGAUAACCGGAGUUCACGUGAUGAUAUGCUCCUUGACGAGAUCAGCAAAGGUAUUGCGGUUCAUUCGUACUGCCAUAGUGGCAGUACAAAGAUAAAGGUGCAGCCCCUGUAAUUGCCUGCUCUACGCCACUGCUCAUGGAAGGGCCUCGAGGCUAUUCGGCCUACUCGGCCACGCCGACUAGACGUUGUU
This is a messenger RNA of Petromyzon marinus (sea lamprey), 5424 nucleotides long. RefSeq names its product dual specificity mitogen-activated protein kinase kinase 6-like. Gene Ontology annotation, biological process: protein phosphorylation; MAPK cascade. The record is from RefSeq and is a predicted model, not a curated record. Gene Ontology annotation, molecular function: MAP kinase kinase activity; ATP binding. NCBI's taxonomy places the organism in Eukaryota, Metazoa, Chordata, Hyperoartia, Petromyzontiformes, Petromyzontidae.